CCACCAGAGAGCAGGCCACAGCCCCUCCGCGGCAGGCGUGGAGCACCGAUGGCCCCCACCCCCGAGGAGACGCUGGCCCUCCUGAUGGACCCCCUGAUCCGCCACCCGAUCAGCCGGCACAGCUUCGCGCCGUCGCACACGGUCGCGGGCGCCGUCUGCCACGGCUGCGGCCAGCGCAUCGUCGCGCUGCGCGACCACCGCUGCCUGCUCUGCGGCGUCGCGGCGCACCGGCGCUGCCUCUACGCGCUCUCGGAGAAGUGCAAGACCGACGCGUCGCUCAAGUGCACGUCGGACGGCUCGCACAUCCCGCCGGCCGAGCCGCCGUCGGGCCGCCUCGACGCGACGUCGUCGCCGGCGGCCGUGCUCAACGUCGCCGUGAAGCAGCCCCUGGACCGGCUCUGGCGGUCGGCAACGCGCGCCGCGGACACGAAACCGCCCGCCGCCGCGCCGGCGCCGGCGCCGGCGCCGGUCGCGCGGCUGCGCGAGGCCGCGGCGCGCCUGUCGCUCUCGGGCUUGGAGGCGCCGCGCCGGCCGCGCUGGGACCCCGACGACGCGCUGCCGCCGGAGCCCGCGCCGGCGCCGGCGCCGACGCCCCUGCCGCCGUCGGCGACGCCGGACACGGCGGCCUUCGCGCGCCUCCGGGCGGCGGCGCGGCGCUUCCGCGAGGAGUCGGACGCGGGCAGUGAGCUGCGGCUCCGCGUCGCCAAGGCCGCCGUCGGCGGCAUGGCGGCGGGCGCCGUCGUCGGCGGCGCCGUCGCCGGCCCCGCGGGCGCGGCGCUCGGCGCCAAGGCGGCGCAGAUCGUGGGCGCGGGCCUCGUCCUCGGGUCGCCGGCGGCGACGGGCGCCGUCGUCGGCGGGGCGCUCGGCAUCCACGCCGCCGCGACGGCCGCCGGCGGCCGCGGCGCGCGCGCGGCGGCGGUCAACCGCGCGGCGCGGACCGUCGGCGGCGCGACGGCCGAGCCGUUCGCCGCGGCGGCGGCCGCCGCGCGCGCGGCGCACGCCGAGGCGCCGUGGCCGCCCGCGCGCGCCGCGGAGCGGGCCGCCGCCACGCUGCGCGACGUCGCGGGCCUCGACGCGCAGGCGCGGGCCUUUGCGAACUUUGCGCUGGAAGCCGACCCCGCGACGGCGAAGGUGUGGGCGGCGCUCGAUGAUUUGUAUAAAGUUCGGCGCGCGGACGCGCGGGGCGACGCCGUCGCCGACGCCAGGUUCUGGGCGCGCGAGACGGCCAUCGACGUGGAGGCCCUGCGUUUCGCCGUCGCGGACGAUGACGGCGCGCCGAUCGUCGCGGCCACCGACGCGUUGGUCGCGGAGGCGACCUAUAUUCACGCGUUCACGGCGCUCGUGCGGCGGAACCGGGACGCGGACGCGACGCUGGAGCGGGUCCUGGCGGCGCGCGGCGGCGCCGGCGAGGGCGCGGCGCGGUCCGUGCGGCGGGGCGCCGCGGCGCUCGCGAAGAUCGGCGCGGGCCGGGACGCGCACGCGAAGCUGCGGGCCCUGGUCUUCUGCCUGGAGGCGCUGGGCGACAGCGACGAGGGGCCGCUCGUGACGGCGGACGUCUUGCUGCCGCGGGCCGUCGCGUGCGUCGCCGAGGCCAAGGUCCCGCACCUCCGCGCCGAGCUCGCGUACGUCGACGCCUUCGCGCGCGACGACGUGUUACUGGGCGCCGAGGGCUACGCGCUGACGACGCUGAGCUGCGCGCUGGACGUGCUCGCGGACGGCGACGACUCCGGAGAGCAGCCCGUGCUCGAUCUGGGCGGGGAGUCGUGGCCGGCGCCGCCGGCGCCGCCGCCGGCGUCACCGCUUGGGGGCGAGGAGUGGCCCGAGCCCUCGUGA
This is a messenger RNA of Pelagomonas calceolata, 1833 nucleotides long. The record is from the annotation of a GenBank genome assembly. NCBI's taxonomy places the organism in Eukaryota, Pelagophyceae, Pelagomonadales, Pelagomonadaceae.